Danio rerio (zebrafish) is the source of this 1605-nucleotide messenger RNA. The record is from RefSeq and is a predicted model, not a curated record. NCBI's taxonomy places the organism in Eukaryota, Metazoa, Chordata, Actinopteri, Cypriniformes, Danionidae.
UCUAACCCAAAAGUCAGCCGCAACUGAACCAGAUCUGGGCCAGAUCUGUGAAAUUGCAUGGGCCGCAUCUGGGCCAGAUCUGAGAAACUGCAUGGGCUGCAUGUGGGCCAGAUCUGAGAAAGUGCAUGGGCCGCAGCUGGGCCAGAUUUGAGAAUGUGCAUGGGCCGCAGCUGGGCCAGAUCUGAGAAAAUGUAUGGGCCACAUCUGGCCCAGAUAUGGACCAUGCUUUUUCUGAGAUAUGGCCCAGAUCUGGUUCAGUUGUGGCUGACUUUUGGAUCCUUAUGUCAGCCACAAUCAGGUUGAGUCAUCGCCGUCAUUCCGCGCGGUAUGUGGGCCAGAAGAAAAUGGGGGAUGUGGGCCAUAUCUGGGCCAGAUGUAAUUUGCUAUCUGGGGUUCGUUGUUUACAUUUUAAGUCACGAACAGGAAGCAUCUCAACAGCCGCGCCCAUUGAGUCCUUUGACAAGAAUUCUAAAGUACGUGGAUCCUCUGUUCGUUUACUUGUCCAUUUCAUGCACUUAUUGCCAUGUAUGUACAAUACUCAAUCUUUUAUUAAACGAUGUUUUCUUAUUGAUAGACAUAACCUUGGACUACUUUACUGGAUAACAGUAAAUAACUUUGUUUGAUAACAUUGGAUAACUUGCGCGACGCAGAUUGGGAACGCCUACUAGUUUGCCAAAAAAAAAAAGCCUAGUUACUGUAGAUUGCCAUUUUGUUGCAGUCGAACUUAUAUACAAAAGCAAACAGGCAGGGAAUAUGGUUAACGUUUUUAUUUUGUUCUUGUGAGCUUGUGGCAUCUGGUUGAUGUGACAGAUGAAAUAAAGUCAGUAUCGGUGAUGGAGGGAGAUUCUGUCACUCUACACACUGAUGUUACUGAAGUACAGAAAUACUUUUUGAUUCAGUGGAUGUUCGGAAACUCUCGAAUAGCUGAAGCCAGCAAACUCACACAAACCAACUCCACAUAUGAUGGUCCAGAUGGAAGAUUCAGAGAUAGACUGUAUCUGGAUGAGAUUGGAUCUCUGACCAUCACAAAGACCAGAAUCACUGAUUCAGGACUUUAUAAACUGACACUUAUCAGAAGCCAAACCAGCUACAGGAGCUUUAAUGUUACAGUCUUUGUGGCUCCUCAAAGUACUUCAUCUCCAGAAAGUUCAUCAAACUUGAAAUAUUUGUCGUCUCCAUAUACAGUGAAUAAUUCAACCAUCAACCCGACUGAAGAUGCCAUUACAGAUGACAUUACAGAUCUCGACCAGUCAAGUUCAGGCCACAUCCACUGUUGUGGUUUCCCUGAAAUUGUGAUCCGUUUGGUCGUCUCUGCUCUUGUUAGUGUGGCUGCUGUUGCUUUUCUUAUAUAUGAUAUAAGAUCUACAAGAAACGAGCUGAACCGGGUGGAGGAGACUAGACGACACCAGCAGAUGCAUAAAGCAAAAUCACACCAGCGCUAUGAACCCAGCAAAAGAAUGAGCUCCAGAUAUGUUUGCUGAAUGUUACUGGCAUAUUCUUGACAAAAUAAAUCGAUAUAUUUACACAUAGUAUUACACAUUGGAAAAUUUAUUUACUGUGCAGAAUUUUAAAUGAUCUAUUAAAUAUGACUGAAGAUCAUCUCAU